AUGCCUCGACUCAUAGCACCUAUAUCUGUCUCUCGCGGACGACGCGGACGACUCUUCCAGGUCCGUCAAAACUUGCAUGCCUUUUUGGCAUCAGCAAGUAAGAAGCCGCAUAUUUGCAGCGAGUGGCUAUGGAUUGAUGCAUUGUGUAUCGACCAGUCGAACAACUCUGAGCGGUCACACCAAGUGCAACAGAUGGGGCAGAUAUUCAGUCAUGCGAUCAAAGUAAUCUCCUGGCUUGGUGACGACGAACGAAUUGCACAAUUUCUCCGCGAAAGCUCCUCACCCCUCAGCUUGGAUAUGGUGUAUCCUCAGCACAACCGCCCGGGUAUGUCGCAUUUUUUCAAGAGUGAUUAUUGGGAUCGCGCGUGGAUAACCCAAGAAGUCGGUCUGGCGCGCUCGAUCACCUUCAUGGCAUGCAACGAGGAAGUCGACCGAUGGCAGCCGCCAGAAGAGAAAGGAGACGACGCUAUGGUACCUCGCAAUCCUAACCCGGUGUACUCUGAAAAUUAUUCGCACAGAUGGAGGGGUAAGAGUCUUGUCUACCUAGUUGAACUCUUUUUCUACAAAGAAUGCCAUGAUCGUCGUGAUCGCAUCUUUUCUUUACUGGGCUUGUGCGGCGAGGGUUCAGACCUUGAGGUCGACUACGGAAUCUCGCGUACCGAUCUGAUCAUGCGAGUCUUGCAAGUAUGCAGCAACUCCUUCUGCCUUUGCGCGAUCAACAUGCUCGACCGGGUGCUAGGUUUGGGAGAGUCGAAUGCAGUCGUGUUGGAGCAGCAGUCAUUCGGAACCCUCUCCUUGUCCAUAUCCGAUUCUCCGUACUCUGGUGAAACAAUAAUACUGGAUUCCCUUGGCAGAGCCAUCGGAGGCGGUUAUCCUUUGGCAGUCUAUGUGUCUAUGCCCACGAUUUGUCAGUCAUAUUCGGCUUACGUCUACUUAAACAUAUACCCGAAGGCUUGCUACGGCGCUCGAGAAACAGACGAUAGAGUUACUAUGCAUCACUACAAUUGCGAUAUCGUUCUCAGGAGGUCGAAAAGCUCAGGUGACGAAGAACUAGGGCAGAGUGUACGUGGCUGCUCGGUUAGCUACGACCGAGACGCACAAACAUGGGACGUCACCUUUCCCUCUUUAGUACUUGUCCAGAUCGCAUACUCGAGUAACUACGGUACUCUCUGCACAAGAGGUAGUGGUGCAGACUCUACUUUCAUGGAAACUCACAACGAGCCUGUACUGCGCAUGUCUUCUGGCAGUGAUCUGUACAUAGAUGCUCCUGGUUUGAGCCUUCCGAUUCCAGAAAACCCACCCCGGCCGUCACUCGAAAGUUUGCGCAGCUUCAAAGUGCAACCUCUCAUCACGAGCAUAGGCACCGAAAUGCGCACCACUUUCUUUACGAUCUUGACUUUGUCAACCACAGUUGGCGGUACACCUCUGGGAAACAACUUCGAGAACCUCGUAGACAUCCUUGCUCGGCAGACAAACACAACAUGUCCAACUACGCCAAAUCCCAUGCCCAAAGCAGCCGCCUUCUCCUCCGUCAAGACCAUGCCAGAUCCCUUCCUCUACCUCGAUGGUAAAACUCGCGUCCAAAACAAAGACGAGUGGCUGCGAUGCCGCCAACCUGAGAUCCUCAAGCUCCUCCAGGAAUACCAAUACGGCUACUAUCCAGACCAUUCGCAAGAGACGCUCUCAGCAACGCGCAGCGGCAAUACCUUGACUGUCAGCAUCGCUGCAGGAGGAAAGACAGCUAGCAUCGCCGCGUCGUUGAACUUGCCAAGCGGAAGCGGACCAUAUCCUGUGGUCAUAUCGAUUGGAGGCAUGGAUACGAAGAGUUAUACGAAUGCGGGUAUAGCAGUAGUCACAUUUGAUUAUACCAAGGUUGCAGCAGACAGCAACAGUAAGAGUGGUUCGUUCUGGACGUUGUACAACGGCAGGGAUAUUGGAGUCCUGACUGCGUGGGCAUGGGGGUUCCACCGCGUCCUGGACGGCAUCGAACUCGAGGUUCCAGAGAUUGACGCGACCAAGUCUGGGGUCACGGGCUGUUCCCGUCUGGGCAAGGCUGCUUUGGCAGCUGGCCUGUUUGAUAGGCGUAUCGCUGUCACUAUGCCCAUGUGCUCUGGCGUUCAAGGCGCGGGACCCUACCGCUACAGCUUGAGCGGACAAGGAGAAAAUUUGGAAAACGCAAAAUCUGGAGCUGGAUGGUGGACCUCCUCCGGCAUCUCCCAGUUCGUCGGCAAAUCCACCCAGCUACCCUAUGAUGCGCAUACUAUUGUUGCAGCCAUCGCCCCGCGCGCAGUCAUCCUGUCGCAGAACGCCAAUGAUCAGUUCACCGAUUCCAAAGGCACUGCUCAAGUCACGUUUCCUGCGGCCAAGGUUGUGUACAACUGGCUGGGUGUGGGUAAGCAGCUGGGCAUGAGUAUACCGUCUGGUGGACAUUGUGAUAUGAGCGGGUACGCAGACAUUCUGCCUUUCGUACAACAGGUGUUGCAGGGCAAGAGCACGACGAGGAACUAUGACGACUUGAAGAACUGGAAGGCUAUGCCCGAGGCUUAUCCUUGGGGCAGCGAUGUGCCAAAGGGGAAGCUUGGGCGCGAUGACGUACCCCGCGUCGCAGGCGCAUCCGCCGCGUCCACCAUCCACCACGGCCAACCAUGGACUCGAGACUUGACUUGA
This is a messenger RNA of Alternaria burnsii, 2667 nucleotides long. RefSeq lists its product as uncharacterized. The transcript is spliced from 6 exons. Bases 1 to 2667 code for a protein of 888 amino acids. NCBI's taxonomy places the organism in Eukaryota, Fungi, Ascomycota, Dothideomycetes, Pleosporales, Pleosporaceae. The record is from RefSeq and is a predicted model, not a curated record.